Molecule: messenger RNA, 1079 nt
Organism: Sorghum bicolor (sorghum)
Lineage: Eukaryota; Viridiplantae; Streptophyta; Magnoliopsida; Poales; Poaceae
Product: peptidyl-prolyl cis-trans isomerase CYP19-4
Exons: 7
Coding region: 261-926 (221 amino acids)
Biological process (GO): protein peptidyl-prolyl isomerization; protein folding
Cellular component (GO): intracellular membrane-bounded organelle
Molecular function (GO): peptidyl-prolyl cis-trans isomerase activity
Source: RefSeq, a predicted model, not a curated record
CAGGCAGUUGCAGGAGGCCAUGAGCCCAAUGUGCGGUCCACGACGAUCAGCUCUCACAGACCCUCAGUUUUGACAGUGCGGUCCAGGACGAUCAGCUCUCACAAACCCUCAGUUUUGACAGUGGCUCACCAGCAGCCAGCACUCCUCCUUGUAAGGACAGUAUAGACACUGCAGAAAUUGGACCAAGAAAAGCUCAGGCUCAUCGGCACCCAGUGACCGACGACGAGGAGGAACCAGCGGCCGGCGAGAGGCAAACCGCAAUGGCGAUGAGGAGCACGACGGCGAGGGCUAUCCCGCUGUGCCUAUGGCUCGCGCUCGGCGUGGCCACCCUGACGCUGCCCCAGGCACAUGCAGCAGAGGCAGACGCGGACCUCACCAAGAUCACCAGCAAGGUCUUCUUCGACAUCCAGAUCGACGGCAAGCCCGAAGGCCGGAUUGUCAUUGGACUCUUUGGGAAGACUGUUCCCAAGACAGCAGAGAACUUCAGAGCACUUAGCACAGGGGAGAAAGGAAUAGGUGCUUAUGGCGAACCUCUGUGGUACAAGGGAUCCACAUUCCACAGGAUCAUCCCAGGCUUCAUGAUUCAAGGAGGCGAUUUCGUAAACCACAACGGAACAGGCGUUGAUUCCAUCUAUGGCAAAGACGUCUGGCCUGACGAGAACUUCAAGCUCAACCACGCCGAAGCUGGUACCGUAUCCAUGGCCAAUUACGGGAAAGAUACAAACGCAGGCCAGUUUGCCAUCACCACCGUAGAAGGAAGCAAGUUACCGAAGAAAUUAGAUGGGCUGCAUGUUGUGUUCGGCAAGGUGGUGAGUGGAAUGGAUGUGGUCCACAAGAUUGAAGCUCAAGGCCAGCCGAGUGGUGUGCCCAAGGCCAAAGUCCUCAUAGCUGACAGCGGAGAGCUGCCCGGAUCUGAUGAGCUGUGACCAUCCAUUUUGAUGGAAACUAACAUCUGUUAGCAAAGCAAGUGCGGUUGUUUUUCAGCGUAGAAUUGUGACCACCGUGGUCUUUUUUUUAUUUGGUUGGAGCCCCAGUGUUUAUGUUGAAUACAAGAGCGUAGUGAUCUCUUCUUUAAUUUA